AUGUCAGAAAUCAUUGAAACUAGUACCAAGAUUGUUGUCGAUCCAGAGACAUCCAUUUUUGUAGGAAAUCUUUCUCCUGAAACCAGCCCUGAAGACCUACAGAAAGUAUUUGGGGAGUCUGUGAAAGUAGAAAUUCCAACUUUGCAAUCGGAUAGAACAUAUCCAAGAAUCUUUGCUUUCGUUACCUUUGACGAUAAAGUUGAUGUUGAAGACUUACGGUCAAAAUUCGAUAAGACCGUCAUCAAGGAUAAGAGCAUUUAUGUUACUAAAGUGCUAACUCCAGAAGAGCAGCAGCUAAAAAAGCAAAAGAGAAGAGCCAAUCAACGUGGAAAAGCUGUCCCAGCGCCACCAAAGAAAAAUAAGGAAGCCCAAGUUCCUCUAGAGCAAAUGGAAAGAUCGAAGGAUACAUUGUAUGUUAACAAUAUCCCAUAUCAUACAACUAAAGCUGAAAUUGCCUCAUUUUUUGGAACCACCGAGGAAUCGGUCAUAUUGCCGAUGAGAAGAAUGAAAGAUACCACAACUAAGAGAGUGUUUUUCUCCAGGAAGUUCAACAGAGGCAUUGCCUUCGUAUCUUUCCCAGAGGGUACUGAUAUAGAAGCCAAAGCUGCUGAAUUCAACGGUAAGAACUUCGAGGACAGGGAGCUAACAGUUGAUGUGGCUGCCAACAAACCGGCUCACACCGAACCAGUCCAAACUGAAGCUGAACACGGUAAUUCCACUUCCGAAUAA
Messenger RNA from Kluyveromyces lactis, 729 nucleotides. RefSeq names its product Sbp1p (gene SBP1). NCBI's taxonomy places the organism in Eukaryota, Fungi, Ascomycota, Saccharomycetes, Saccharomycetales, Saccharomycetaceae. The transcript has a single exon. The record is from RefSeq and is a predicted model, not a curated record. The coding region runs from base 1 to 729 and encodes 242 amino acids. Gene Ontology annotation, molecular function: mRNA binding. Gene Ontology annotation, cellular component: nucleus; cytoplasm; ribonucleoprotein complex.